AUCAAGCGAACCUUCGCCAGUGCUUUGGUACUCUUACAUCGUUGUGGGCUUGUAUCGUACAACUCGUUGUGUAAAGGAUCUCUUUGGGAUGGAUUGAAUCAUGUGUUUGAUAUGAACUACGAAACACCUCGACUGAUCAAAUACCCUACUCUUCAUGAGAUCAUUAUGUUCGCGUAA
This is a messenger RNA of Haemonchus placei, 177 nucleotides long. Lineage: Eukaryota; Metazoa; Nematoda; Chromadorea; Rhabditida; Trichostrongylidae. The record is from the annotation of a GenBank genome assembly.